CAUACAUAUUGCACGUCUUCUUGGAGAGGAAAACUAUACAUCCUAAGCAGAAGCUGUGAGUUUUGGCUCACCCUGACACUGGAGGCCUCAUGGAUUCCCCUGGGCUGCACUAGCCAAGCAGGGAUGUUCUCCAGAAGAUCUUUGCUUUUCUGGGGUGUCCUACUUGCUGCUGCUCUCUCAGCUGCCAGGCCCCCUUCCAUUCUGCCAGACCAAGUUGCCCCAGAAUCCAAACCAGAAAUGGAAUCGUAUUUGACCCGUCCCGGAGAUGUGAUAAUUUUACAGUGCAGGCUUCGAGAGGAUGUUCAGAGCAUCAGCUGGGUGAAAAAUGGUGAUCAGCUUUUGGAGACUAACCACACGCUUAUAACAGGGGAGGCAAUCCAAAUUCUCGACGCAAGGCUGGAGGACUCUGGGUUAUAUGCCUGUGUUACUAGCGGUCCAUCUGGAACGGAUACAGUUUUAUUCAAAGUUAAUGUAUCAGAUGCUCUGCCUUCAGCUGAAGAAGACGAUGACGAUGAUGACAAUUCAUCCUCCGAAGAAAAAGCUGCAGAAAGUUCCAAACCAAACCGUCCAUUUUGGGCAAAUCCAGAGAAGAUGGAAAAGAAACUUCACGCUGUUCCUGCUGCCAAAACGGUAAAGUUCAGGUGUCCAGCAGGGGGCACUCCAACGCCAACACUUCGCUGGUUAAAAAAUGGCAAAGAGUUCAAACCUGAUCACCGCAUUGGAGGAUACAAGGUCCGUUCUCAAACCUGGAGUCUUAUUAUGGAUUCUGUCGUUCCAUCUGAUAAAGGAAAUUACACCUGCAUUGUUGAAAACAAGUUUGGAAGCAUCAAUCACACGUACCAGUUGGAUGUUGUUGAGCGCUCUCCGCACCGACCAAUCCUACAAGCUGGACUCCCUGCAAAUAAAACGGUCACAGUGGGGAGCAAUGCAGAUUUCUACUGCAAGGUUUACAGUGACCCCCAGCCUCAUAUUCAAUGGCUCAAACAUAUUGAGAUCAACGGAAGUAAAAUUGCCUCUGAUGGAUAUCCAUAUGUGGAGGUGCUCAAGACUGCAGGAGUCAACACCACCGACAAGGAGAUGGAGGUUCUCCAACUGAGGAAUGUUACUUUUGAGGAUGCUGGGCAAUAUACCUGCUUGGCCGCUAAUUCCAUUGGGCUCUCUCAUCAUUCUGCAUGGUUGACAGUUCUUGAAGCAAUGGAUGAUAAACCUGCACUUAUGACGUCCCCAUUACACCUGGAGAUAAUAAUCUACUGCACUGGAGCUGCCUUUGUGUGUGCAAUGCUGCUGACCAUCGUGAUUUUCAAGAUGAAACACCCAUCCAAGAAAUCGGAUUUCAACAGUCAACUGGCUGUACACAAGCUGGCCAAGAGCAUCCCACUGCGCAGACAGGUGUCUGCUGACUCCAGUUCAUCAAUGCACUCAGGAGUGAUUUUGAUCCGGCCCUCUCGUCUUUCAUCUAGCGGCUCACCUAUGCUGGCUGGAGUCUCUGAAUAUGAGCUUCCUGAAGAUCCUCGAUGGGAAGUAGCAAGGGACAGGUUGAUCCUUGGAAAGCCACUUGGAGAAGGCUGCUUUGGUCAGGUUGUCAUGGCAGAAGCCAUUGGCUUGGACAAGGAAAAACCCAACAGAAUCACUAAAGUUGCUGUAAAGAUGCUAAAAUCGGAUGCUAGUGAGAAGGACCUUUCUGACCUGAUUUCAGAGAUGGAAAUGAUGAAAAUGAUUGGCAAACACAAAAACAUUAUUAACUUACUUGGAGCCUGCACCCAGGAUGGUCCUCUCUAUGUAAUUGUGGAAUACGCCUCCAAGGGCAAUCUGCGUGAAUACUUACGUGCACGGCGCCCUCCUGGUAUGGAGUAUUGCUACAACCCCAGCUGUGCUCCCAAUGAGCUGCUGAGCUUUAAGGAUCUAGUCUCCUGUGCCUACCAGGUGGCACGUGGCAUGGAAUACCUUGCCUCUAAAAAGUGUAUCCACAGAGACCUGGCGGCAAGAAAUGUUUUGGUGACAGAAGAUAAUGUGAUGAAAAUUGCUGAUUUUGGUCUUGCUCGAGAUAUUCACCACAUAGACUAUUACAAGAAGACCACCAAUGGCCGGCUACCUGUAAAAUGGAUGGCACCUGAAGCCCUUUUUGACAGAAUUUACACCCAUCACAGUGAUGUCUGGUCAUUUGGGGUACUCUUAUGGGAGAUUUUCACUCUUGGAGGCUCCCCCUAUCCAGGAGUCCCAAUGGAAGAACUUUUUAAGUUACUAAAAGAAGGGCAUAGGAUGGACAAACCCACAAACUGCACCAAUGAGUUGUACAUGAUGAUGAGGGAUUGCUGGCAUGCUGUCCCCUGUCAGAGACCAACCUUUGUACAGCUGGUCGAAGAUCUGGACCGCAUUGUGGCUCUAAGCUCCAACCAGGAAUACCUCGAUCUCUCCAUGCCAGUGAAUCAGUAUUCUCCAUGUUUCCCGGACACCAGAAGCUCCACUUGUUCCUCGGGGGAGGAUUCUGUGUUUUCCCAUGAUCCUUUACCAGAUGACCCCUGUCUUCCCAAAUAUGCCAAUGGAGGAUUAAAAAAACGCUGACCUUGGGAGUUCUAUAAAAUGACACUUGCCUUUUCUUUUUUUUUUUUUAUCCACUCCUGAAAGUCAAGUUUGAGAACAUUUUAGUUUCAAGCAUUCCGAAAAUUACUACCACUUCCAAAAUUCCAAGCACUGCGAUAUAAUUCCGUUCUUGAUUAUAGAGGGCAAAACUUUCCAUGAUACAUUUUUAGUUUUCAUUCCCAUCUACGUUACUACACCACUUGGAUUUUUUUUUUCUUCUCUUUUAAAUACUGAAGUAUUGUUACUUGGCCCUCUUCGGGUAAGAGAUUUCAGCUCAACCCAUGACAUUUGGAUAUGGAAGCGUAAUGAUGAUGUUAAUCAAAUGGAGUAUCAAGACUUGAAUCUUCCUCAUUUUACCGUAACCGUUCUUCCUGCAUCUUAUUUACCUUCAAAGAAUACACUCUCAGCUGACGUUGGUACACUCCAAAUAAGUAUCAUUUUGGAUUUAUUCUAAACUCUUGUAAUUCAUUUAGUAGAGAAUCCCAUAAAAAUGAAGAACAUUUACCUUGGAUUCUGGAACUCCAAAUAUGUCAUCUCAAACCUAGAUUAAAUCUUGGUUGUUCUCCAAAGUAACCUCAACAAUUCUGACUUUGCUACAAGAGAUUUGCUCGGUUGGGUGAACUGUAUCAGCGAUGCAGGCAUCUUAAGCUAAGACCACAUACCUGUUCAUUUUUUAUUUUAUUUUUUUUAUUUUAAACUGUGACUGUCCUAAUCAAUGGUCACCUAGAAGUCUUAAUAUAUUAAAGGAAUGUUUUAAUGCACCUACAUGUAGGCAUCAUAAAGGACAAUUCAGAGAUAAAGCAGACUGAUUUUAUUCAGUAAAUUUUAAGCACUCUGUUGACCAAUCAGCGGUACGAAGAAUAUGCCAUUCCCAUGUUUUCUAGAGUAUUUGACUCUGACCUGUUCUAUGCUCUUAUUCAGAAGCUUCCUGGCAAAAUAGAGCCCCUUAACACAAUUAAAGACUUUGCGCUGCAACCACAGUCGGUUUUAACAAAUACAUUUUUUUGAAUCAAAUGGUCUUGAAAACUUUGGAGAACUUGGUAUGUUUUAAUUCUCAUUUAUAGUGGAAAAUAAACAUGGGCAGAGUACCAAUUAAUGCUUUUCUUGUGUAUAUAGCUAGAAAUUGUAUAAAUAUGAAUUAUAUAUUUACAUGUCUUUUUAAGAAAAAUGUUACAAAAUAUAUACCAGUUUGGUAGUAAAAUGGCUGGUAAUUCAGUUGCUAUAAACAAAAAAAUCAUAUAUUUUGCUACGUUUUCAGUUUGUAUUUUUUUAAAUUAUGUUCUAAAACCUUUCAUAUUCCCAGUAAAAGUCCCUAAAUA
This is a messenger RNA of Pelobates fuscus (common spadefoot toad), 3899 nucleotides long. RefSeq names its product fibroblast growth factor receptor 1 (gene FGFR1). Gene Ontology annotation, molecular function: ATP binding; fibroblast growth factor binding; fibroblast growth factor receptor activity. Gene Ontology annotation, cellular component: signaling receptor complex; plasma membrane. The transcript has 18 exons. The record is from RefSeq and is a predicted model, not a curated record. Lineage: Eukaryota; Metazoa; Chordata; Amphibia; Anura; Pelobatidae. Bases 124 to 2562 code for a protein of 812 amino acids. Gene Ontology annotation, biological process: positive regulation of cell population proliferation; positive regulation of kinase activity; protein phosphorylation.